Oncorhynchus keta (chum salmon) is the source of this 7910-nucleotide messenger RNA. Its product is annotated as probable C-mannosyltransferase DPY19L3. The transcript is spliced from 19 exons. Gene Ontology annotation, cellular component: nuclear inner membrane. Gene Ontology annotation, molecular function: mannosyltransferase activity. NCBI's taxonomy places the organism in Eukaryota, Metazoa, Chordata, Actinopteri, Salmoniformes, Salmonidae. The coding region runs from base 433 to 2643 and encodes 736 amino acids. The record is from RefSeq and is a predicted model, not a curated record.
UGGUGGUGGUACAUUUUAUACAUCCAGAAUGUAGCCUAAGUGUUUACAAUUGUGUGACUUGCUAUCUUUCUAUAAUUGAUGAUGACAUUCAGGAUAAUAACAAGCAAUUCGACGUGUGGCGCUGUGCUAUUGUGUGUUCUAUGUGUGGAUUUUUGUAGGACCAGAAUUAUUCAUUUAUUUAUUAAUUUAUACAUAAAAAAAGUGUCAGUUUUUCAUCUCUGCAUAUUAACCAAAUAUUAUUUUUUCUCGUGGUGGGUGGCAUAGAAGGCGCUGGGUCUGAAAAUGUGCUACAUUUGUUUCAAGCCUUUACACGACUGAACUAGAGACGCUACGCAUGUAUCGAGUGUCGGUGGGAGGGAGAGAGGAGAAACCUUUGGACAUCCGAUAAGGGAUUGCAAGCGCUGUCGAGGGUGAGGCAUAAAUUGAGCCACCAUGACUGCCCUUAGGCAGAGGAAGGGCAGCAAAGGAAGUAAGGAGCCUGGUCCAGAGGUCCUGAACCAGAGGUUCUACCCUUCAGCAGAGCCCCUAGAGAGGACUUCAGACGGCGUAUGGACAUGGAGGACAGUGCUGUGGGUUGCCAUAGGUUGGACUGUGGGAAUUAGUCUUGGCAUGCUGUCCUGCAUCUAUGUGGCUACUCUCCAUGAAAAUGACCUGUGGUUUUCCAACAUUAAGGAAGUUGAGCGCGAAAUCUCCUUUCGGACAGAAUGUGGCCUGUACUACUCGUACUAUAAGCAGAUGUUGAGAGCUCCCUCCAUACAGCAAGGUCUUUCAGAGCUCAUCAAUGAUAACGCCACUGAAUCCAAGAGAACCAUCAACCUCCUGCGACGCAUGAACAUCUAUCAGGAGGUGUUCCUAGGUGUUCUCUAUAGGAUUCUACCCAUACAGGCCUACCUGGAGCCAGUGUAUUUCUAUAUCUACACAGUGUUUUCCCUCCAAGCGGUGUAUGUCAUAGCUCUGUUCAUCACCAGCUGGCUGCUCAGUGGUUCCUGGCUAGCAGGGGCUCUCACUGGAGUCUGGUACAUCCUCAACAGAGUGGACACAACGCGGGUGGAGUUCACCAUCUCGCUCAGGGAGAACUGGUCCCUGCCCUUCUUCGCCCUCCAGAUAGCUGCCAUCACUUGCUACCUGAGGCCUCACCUCAAACCCAUCCAGCAGAAGGUGGUGUUGUGGCUGAUGUUCCUGGCCACGUUGUGUUUCUGCCUCACCUGGCAGUUUAAUCAGUUCAUCCUGCUGGUUCAGGCUCUCAUCAUCUUCACCCUGGACUGUCUGGACCUCAUCUCCACAGAACAGGUGACCUGCCUGUACCUAGUCCAGGUAAGCAGCCUGCUCUCCGUGUGGCUGCUGCAGUUCUGUAACUCCAUGAUCCUAGGCUCUCUGGCUCUCAGCUUCAUUGUGGCCGCUCUCUUUGUCAAGCACUUCCAGAGAGGGCUGAAGACAGGUGGUCUCGCAGCGCGGCUGGGAAAGCUGCUCCUUCACACCGUCCUCGUCCUUGCACUAACAUUCACUAUUAAUUAUUUAGCCAAGCAAGCGUUGCAGCUCCGAUCUGACGAACACAUCUUUAAAUUCAUCAAGUCCAAAUUUGGCUUGGGGCCUACCAGAGAUUUCGAUGCCAGUCUUUACCUGUGUGAGGAAGCCUUUGGGCUGCUUCCCUUGGACACGUUUGACCGCUUGGCUGGCACUCUGCUGGCAUACCCUUACCUCGUCACCCUGAUUGUGCUCCUGGUGAAGCUGGCGCUGUUAACACUGGCCAACCUCUGUGAUUCUUCAGCGGUCGGGCGGCCGCCGAAAGGCCGGUUCGAGGAGCGGCCGAUCUGUAUGCGGGCAGAUGUCGCCUACAAUCUGUUACACACCGUCUUCUUCGGCCUCCUGGCGCUCAGCACCAUGAGAAUGAAAUAUCUGUGGACUGGCCAUAUGUGUGCCUUUGCUGCCUAUGGCGUGUGUGGCAAGGAGCUGUGGUCCCUCUGCCUAAACACGAUCCACUGUAACACUAAAACAAAGCUGAGGCUGAUCAGGUACACGGUUCCACUUGCCAUUCUGGGAUUUCUAUGUUACAAGUUCUGGCCCAAACUGAUGACGGAAGUAUCAGAACUGAGAGAAUUCUACGACCCUGACACCGUUGAGCUGAUGACCUGGAUUAGCUCAAAGACCCCCAAGAAGGCAGUGUUUGCUGGGAGCAUGCAGCUGCUGGCUGGGAUCAAACUGUGCACAGGGAGAGUCCUGACUAACCACCCACACUAUGAAGACCGAGCCCUGAGAGAGAGGACCAGACAGGUGUAUCAGAUCUACGCCCGGCAAUCCCCGGAGGAGGUCCACAGGAUCCUGCGCGCGGCGGGGGCUGAUUUCGUGGUGAUGGAGGACAGCGUCUGCUACGAGAGGAGGCAUGGCCGGGGCUGCAGGCUCCGAGACCUGCUGGACCUGGCCAACGGACACAUCAUGGAUGGCCCCGGGGACAACGACCCAGACUUGGUCCACGCCUCCCAUCCUCGCUUCUGUGAGUCCGUCAAGACAGGCGACCCUGCCUACACAGCCCUCUUCUCCCGCGUGUUCCAAAACAAGACCUUCCACGUCUACAAGCUGAAGAAGGGCAAGAAGAGAGCCAAGGCAGACAGAGAGCCGGUGGCCAUGGAGGAUAAAACCCAGUAAUAAGACCCUGGGUUACCCCAUAAACAACGCCCCACCCACCCAUAUCCAGCCCGCCGCCCAGUCUCCGACUCAGCCUCCUGCUCCCUGCCAAGUCGAUAACCUGAUGACUGCUCUCAGCUCUAUGGUCUACCCGACUUCAUCUGGAACCACGGCUGCACUCUCCCACCCGCCGCCCUCCCUCCUUCCAUCCCUCCGUGCGCCACGGCAGCCCGAGGCAGGUAAUCACGUCCGGCUGACACGGCGCUGAUUUGAGCAGCGUCUGAUUGCGGCGGGCGAGCAGAUGAGCACAUGCAUAUCAAACCAGGGCUUUGUGUCAGGAAGCUCAUGUUUAAACAGGAGAGGAUGGAUGACGGCACAUCACAACAACAUUCACGGCUCCCUCUCGCUUUCACCCAGACUAAAGGCAGAGCAGAGAAGAAAGGAGGAGGAGGGACCUUUGAGAGGGGGCUGAUUGAAAGCUAGAGCAGCGUGGGUAAUUAUUGCGAAGGCCAGUCUGGUCUCUUUGGUGGCCGGGUCUGCAGCUUGACUGCACAGCUGCACCCUGUGCCAUUUUCCUUCGUUUUUAUUUUAAAAACCGUGCCAUGUCUCGUCUCCACUUGUUAAUGAGGACUCCUCUUUCGAUACUCUCUCACUCAAACACAAGGUUCUGCAUACGUUGUCAGUUGCGGUGCAUCAAGGGGAAGUGGCAUUCUCAUUGUAAUGCAUAACAGUCAUACCACUGUGAAGAGGAUUUGCUUGUUCAUUCCGUUGCAUUGAAAUUGGAUGUUUAAUUUAGUUGGCUGACAAUUUUUUUGAUGAGGGAGAAGUCAUUCCAUUAUGUUUUCCUAAUAAGUGCAUACUAAUGUAAUGUUGAGCAUUGACAUAGUUAAUUUUCAUAUUUAUUAAUAAUUCAGUUUAGAUGCAUUGGUCAUUUAAAGCAACAGUAUUUUAAUGGAAAUUAAAUGAGAAAAUGUUUAUUAACUGUGUGUAUUCCCUCAACUCAACACCCCAUAAUCACACAGUAUUCUGUAGAAGGACUGCAUUGUGGGUAAAACGUGACCACUGGUCAAUGUUGAAUUAGGUGAAUGGUUAACAUAUUCAUGGUCACUGGUCUAUGGCUAACAUACAAAUCCAAAUAUUUCGAUUUUUUUUCACAUGUUGGUGCAUUACAACAUGUUGGUGCAUUACAACAUGGGAUUGAAAUAGAUUUGUAAUUUUCUGUCAUUGAUUAACUUUUUUUAAUUCCGAUUUUACUAAAAAAUUAAAUAACUAAAAUAUAGUUGUUGCACAAGUAUUCGCCCCCCUUUGUUUAGGCAGGCCUAAAUUAGUUCAGGAGUAACAUUUGGCUUAACAAAUCACUUAAGUUACAUGGACUCACUCUAUGAAAUAAUAGUAGUUGACGUGAUUUUUAAUGACUACCCCUUCCCUUGUCCCCCUGCUGCGUACGACAUCUGUAAGGUCCCUCAGUCAGGUAUUGAAUUUCAAGCACCGAUUCAACUACAAAGACCAGAGGGGUGUACUACAAAGCAAGCUACAGUAGAUCUACUUAGGGUUUUCUAGAGCUAGCCAGCUUCAGUUACUUUCCCAUUCCAGCUCAGGCUUCCAUCAGACCUACGAUGGGGGAUAUUGCUCGUCCGUCUGCCGCUAACUCGAGCAGGCUUGUAACUGCGUUUGUAUGUCGCACGUGGCUUGUCAAACACCAGACUUUUCAUUGAGACUGCGUUUGUAUGUCGCACGUGGCUAGUCAAACGCCAGACAAUUCUGAAACAUCAAUCCAUGGGAAAGUCAGUGCCACAUUUUCAUUUGUGCCGAAAUCAAAUUAAAAGAAAAGUUAUCUUGCAAAUUCAGCAGGCUUUCUUGUGAAAUAGACUUUUAGAAGUGCUGUCUGUAAUUUAUUACUUGGGUGUGGUUAUAAACACACAAAUACCUUUUCCCCCACUCCUAUUGAUAAAAUAAUUGUAUUAAGUCAUACAUGUUUUACUGUGCGUGAAGUUUCAAAUGCAUUUGUCAUUACUACAUUUGUAAUGUAAUAGGUAUUUUAAUAUGGUCACACUUUAUUUGGAUAGUCCAGAUAGUCCCAUCUGUAGAUGGUCAUACUGUCAAUAUGCUGUCAAGGUCAUACUAUCUGUUGUUAAGCGACUGUGGUUACGGUUUGGUGUAUGCUAUUGUUAGGGUUAGGGUAAGGGCUAGGGUUAGUAGAUAGUUUAAAUGUUACAGCUGCUCUACAUACCCCCCCUUUUAUUCCAAAACUAUAGUAAUACUACAACAACAAAAAAACAUGUCAAAGGAAUACACUUUAUGGCCUAAAUGCAAAGCCUUAUGUUUGAGGCAAAUCCAACACAACGCAUCACUGAGUAACUGUACAGUAUCCUUAUUUGCAUCAUGUUAUGGGUAUGCUUGACAUCGGAAGAGACUGGGGAGUUUUUCAGGAUAAAAAUAAAUAGGAUGGAGCUAAGCACACGCAAAAUCCUAGAGGACAACGUGCUUCAGUCUGCUUUACACCAGAUGCUGGGAGAGGAAUUCACCUUUCAGCGGGACAAUAACCUACAGUUGUGGACAGAAGUUUUGAGAAUGACAAAUAUACAUUUUCACAAAGUCUGCUGCCUCAGUGUCUUUAGAUAUUUUUGUGAUAUUUUUUAUUUAUUAUGGAAUACUGAAGUAUGAUUCCAAGCAUUUCAUAAGUCUCAAAGGCUUUUCUUGACAAUUCCAUGAAGUUGAUGCAAAGAGUCAGUGUUGACCCUUCUUUUUCAAGACCUCUGAAAUCCGCCCUGGCAUGCUAUCAAUUAACUUCUGGGCCACAUCCUGACUGAUGGCAGCCCAUUCUUGCAUAAUCAAUGCUUGGAAUUUGUGGGGUUUUAUUUGUCCACCCGCCUCUUGAGGAUUGACCACAAGUUCUCAAUGUAAUUAAGGUCUGGGGAGUUUCCUGGCCAUGGACCCAAAAUAUCAAUGUUUUGUUCCCCGAGCCACUUAGUUAUCACUUUUUCCUUAUGGCAAGGGGCUCCGUCAUGCUGGAAAAGCAUUGUUCGUCACCAAACUGUUCCUGGAUGGUUGGGAGAAGUUGCUCUCGGAGGAUGUGUUGGUACCAUUCUUUAUUCAUGGCUGUAAUCUGAGGCAAAAUUGUGAGUGAGCCCACUACCUUGGCUGAGAAGCAACCCCACUCAGGAUGCUUUACUGUUGGCAUGACACAGGACGGAUGGUAGCGCUCACCUUGUCUUCUCCGGACAAGUUUUUUUCCAGAUGCCCCAAACAAUCAGAAAGGGGAUUCAUCAGAGAAAAUGACUUUACCCCAGUCCUCAGCAGUCCAAUCCCUGUACCUUUUGCAGAACAUCAGUCUGUCCCUGAUGUUGUUCCUGGAGAGAAGUGGCUUCUUCGUUGCCCUUCUUGACACCAGGCCAUCUUCCAAAAGUCUUCGCCUCACUGUGCGUGCAGAUGCACUCACACCUGCCUGCUGCCAUUCCUGAGCAAGCUCUGUACUGGUGGUGCUCCUAUCCCGCAGCUGAAUCAACUUUAGGAGACGAUCCUGGCGCUUGCUGGACUUUCUUGGGUGCCCUGAAGCCUUCUUCAAAACAAUUGAACCCACUCUCCUUGAAGUUCUUGAUGAUCUGAUAAAUGGUUGAUUUAGGUGGAAUCUUACUGGCAGCAAUAUCCUUGCUUGUGAAGCCCUUUUUGUGCAAGGUAAUGAUGACGGCACGUGUUUCCUUGUAGGUGACUUUUGAAGCUUCCAGUAUGUUAUUCGAACUCAAUCAGCAUGGCAGAGUAAUCUCCAGCCUUGUCCUCAUCAACACUCACACCUGUGUUAACGAGAGAAUCACUGACAUGAUGUCAGCUGGUCCUUUUGUGGCAGGGUUGAAAUGCAGUGGAAAUGUUUUUUCGGGAUUCAGUUCAUUUGCAUGGCAAAGAGGGACUUUGCAAUUAAUUGCAAUUCAUCUGAUCACUCUUCAUAACAUUCUGGAGUAUAUGCAAAUUGCCAUCAUACAAACUGAGGCAGCAGACUUUGAAAAUUAAUGUCUCAUUCUCAAAACUUUUGGCCACGACUGUACAACGCAAGGCCAAAUCUACACUGGAGUUGUUUACCAAGAAGAUAGUAAAUGUUCUUGAGUCGCCAAGUUAGUUUUGGCUUAAAUCUGCUUGAAAAUCUAUGGCAAGACUUGAAAAUGGCUGUCUAGCCAUGAUCCCCAACACCUUGACAGAGCUUAAUGAAUUUAGAAAAGAAUAGAGGACAAAAAUCGAGGUGUGCUCAAUCCAGGUGUGCAAUGCUCUUAGAGACUUACCCCAAGAAGACUAAUUGCUGCCAAAGUUGUUUCAAACAUGUAUUGACCCAGGUGGGUGAAUACUUAUCUAAUCAAGAUCAAUUCAUGUUUUAUUUUCCAUUCAUCUAAAAAAUAUAGAUAUAUUAUUACACUUUGACAUUACAGUAUUUUGUGUAGACAAAAAUUAAAUCCAUUUGAAUCCCGCUUUGUAACACAAUAACAUUUGAAGAAAUCCAAGGGGGGUGAAUAAUUAUGAUAGGCACUGUAGUCUAAGUCCUGAUGUAAACCAAUUCAGACUUAACAGGGUAAUGUCAAAUGAUUCAAUACUGUAAAUGGUUAAUGUGUGUUAUUUUAUUGCAUAUUGGCAAUAUAGACUGCAUCAUGUUGUUGUUUAAAGAUUUAACAACUCGAGAAUGAAAGUGCCUUCAACAUUGUCUAUUUAAUCUCUGUGUUGGUGUAAAAUGUGUCUAGUGUUAUUGAACCGAACAGUUGCUUGCAGUGCUGAAAAAUGAAAUUCUAAAUUGUAUACAUGUCAUUUUCAUAGUUGUAUUUUGCAUGAUUUAAGCUUUGUUGAAACUUUACAGAGGAAAAUCUUACAGGGGGGGGUCACAUAUCAAAUAGGCAUCAUUUUGGGGAUUGAAUGCAGAUUGUUUACAUGAAUGUUUCCAAUAUUCUGUCGACCGCAUCAGAUUUUGUACCAUCUGAAAAGCAUUCCAAGUCAUGAUGACAAUUUUCUAUGGGCCAGUCUUCUUCAUUACUUAACACUGUGUUUAAUCUAGAAGACGCCCCUCUGCUAUUCUGGUGCUUGUGAUAUUUCCUCUCCUAUUGUUCUGUGUCUGUCUGUUCACCCAGUAAAUGGGUUGGUCCUGUUUUGACGUGCCUGUGGAGAAAUUGCACUAGUUGGUGUGGCAUAUCAUGUUUUAUGUUGUUUCAUCUUCCUUGUGAAUGCAGUUUACCAUUGAUCAGUGUUCCAUGUUCUUAUCGAAAGGGACUUUGUUUCCUCUGUUGCUUUGUAUAAAACAUUUUUUUUUCUCUUCA